CGUGAAAGCUGAAUCUCGAGACAAACCCUACUGCUACUCAGCUCCACAUUUCCGGUAAAAUGGAAGAGGAAAUCAAAAAAGAAUUCACCAAGGGCGGAUUCACUCUCGACGACGAGGAAGAGAUUCUCCAGAAAUGUCUGACAUUUUGUAUACAAUACAAGCUCAGCGCGUCGGAUAUUGUCGCCAACUGGGAUUUGUACUCUAUCAACAGGGGCCUGGACUCUACAGUACGGAGCUCACAUAUGGGUCCCUUUUUGGAGCAGUUGCAGAAUGAACAGGUGGAUAAAGUCAAAGAGAAAGCAUCUGGGUUGCAUCUGUACUCUAAUGAUGUAUCUAUGAUAUUGAAUGGUAACUAUGGAGAAACAGAAGCCAUACUUGAUACCCCCCCUGAUAAGCACACAUUAUCGCUUCAGAAAUCAUCCGAUUCAGCACAAAGGACGAAUAGCAUCAAGCUUACCUCUGCAAAACCUCUAGAACCAGUGACACCUUUUGGGUCAAGAAAGAAUAAAUUUAUCGUGCAAUUGACACUUAAUGAGCAUCUAGACAUGCAAACUAUUAAAACAGAGGACGAUAAGGAAAAUUCUGAAGAUGAGAUCAUCAGGAGAGUUCAACCUAGUAAAGAAUGUUCUCUGAUAGUUGAUAGAUCUCAGCCUGAGCCUGGUUGUAGGUUCAUGUAUGAUAGAAUUGAGGACAAGUUUAAUUUCCUGGAAAAUUGCAUAACAAAACGAGCUACUGCAUAUGUGUCCUCUGGGCGAUAUGAUGAACCAGUUGAUCCUUCUGUAGCUUCUCAGGAAAGCAUUUUUGCUGUUGGCAUGAUCUGUUGCGAGGAGGAAGGCCGUCUGAAGGAAAAGGCCACUUUGUUGCAAAGCAGUGUCGAGCAUUCUGGUGGGCAGCGAGUUCGUCUUGACUUGCAAAAAUUAAACCAAUAUUCGAUUUUUCCAGGCCAGGUAGUGGCUGUUGAAGGGCGCAAUCCUAGUGGACAUUGUGUUAUUGCAUCAAAAAUUAUUAGUUAUCCACCCUUGUCUGCUGCAACUGAUGAGGAACAUCCUUCGAAAAAACAAGCUUUGGGUCGCGAUCUUCAGCUAAGGGAACCCUCACUAGAUACACCAGAGGUGUCACUGAUUGUUGCAGCGGGUCCUUUCACUACGAGUGAUAAUUUAUUAUUCCAGCCUCUAAACGAUCUUCUGGCUUAUGCACAGCGAAAGCAACCUCAGUUGCUUGUGUUGCUAGGACCGUUUAUUGAUUCUGAUCAUCCAGAGCUCAAGAAAGGAAUCAUUAAUCAGACCUUUGAUGAAUUGUUUCGCAUUGAGAUUCUUGGAAAGCUUCAAGAUUAUGUCGAUUAUAUGGGCUCUACAGUGCGUGUGAUUCUUAUGCCAUCUAUCAGAGAUGCGAAUCACGACUAUGUUUUUCCUCAGCCUGCUUUUGAAAUUCAUCCUGCAGAUUUUAGUUAUCAGAUAAAGAGUAUCUCUAAUCCAGGGAUGUUUUCUGCUAAUCGGGUGAAAGUCGCUUGCUGCACUGUUGAUAUACUUAAACAUCUCAGUGCUGAGGAAAUCUGUCGAAAUCCUCAAGGGGGGUCGAAGCAGAGGUUGACGAAUCUAGCUAAGCAUGUAUUAUCCCAACAAAGCUUCUAUCCACUGUAUCCUCCUUCAGAAGAUGUUCCCUUGGAUUUCUCUCUAGCAAGCAAAGCGCUACUCUUCUCAUCGAUUCCAGAUAUACUAAUAUUACCUUCAGACUUAGCUCACUUUGUGAAGGUGGUCGGUGUUGAAGAUGCAGAUGGGGAAGAGCAAGUCAAGUGUAUCUGUGUGAAUCCUGGGCGACUUGCCAGAGGCGAGGGAGGCGGGUUUUUUGUUGAAAUCAACUACAGAGGGGAUCCAGAUUCAUCAAGUGCUUCCAUAAUACGCAUAUAGACCUUGUACCAUAUUCAGAAACAGAUGAUGCUUUAUUUCGGACAUAAAGAAGAAAAUCAAAUACUAAUUCAAAGAAGCUCACCACCCACCUCUUCUGCAACUGAAUCAGAUCUCCUAUGAUGUACAUAUAGUUUGAAGAUAUACUCUGUAUUAAUAGGUUGAUGCUGUGGGUUUCGAAAUUGUAGCUCUUCUUACUACUGCUAGUUUGUGGCUUUGAUAGACUUGGGAGUCUCUACUAAUAUCAUUGCUUGAACUAGCCUUUUUAUUUUUACAUUAACAGAAUUUAAAUCCAAUUUAGUUAGUGGUAAACCAAUUUAAGGUUGGUUGAA
Messenger RNA from Salvia hispanica, 2236 nucleotides. RefSeq names its product DNA polymerase alpha 2 (gene POLA2). Lineage: Eukaryota; Viridiplantae; Streptophyta; Magnoliopsida; Lamiales; Lamiaceae. Gene Ontology annotation, cellular component: alpha DNA polymerase:primase complex. The record is from RefSeq and is a predicted model, not a curated record. Gene Ontology annotation, molecular function: DNA binding. Gene Ontology annotation, biological process: DNA replication initiation; DNA replication.